Molecule: messenger RNA, 1950 nt
Organism: Erythranthe guttata (spotted monkey flower)
Lineage: Eukaryota; Viridiplantae; Streptophyta; Magnoliopsida; Lamiales; Phrymaceae
Biological process (GO): positive regulation of ERAD pathway
Molecular function (GO): ubiquitin protein ligase activity
Source: RefSeq, a predicted model, not a curated record
AGAUAUAGAUGUAUACAUAUACUCCGUCAGCCAUUGUUAACCCCUUGUCUCUUCUUCCCCAAGAUGAUUCUUCCUCCUUCCCUCAACGUAUCAUCCCAUUUCUCUUUCUAGUUAUUAGUUAAUUCAUAUACACACACACACGUAUAUACUAAUAAAUAUAUAUAAAUAUAUACUGGUUUCUAUUUGCUGAUCUUUUGUAACAGUUGCCAGUUCUCGCUCCUCUGACUUUUAUCUGACAUUUCUCUGCAUUUUCCGUUACCGGAAUAUUCUCCAUCUCCGAUAUAUCCAUUCCCCCUCUUCUUCUUCACCAAUAAUCGAGUAAUUCUUCACUCAAUUUCGUGCGCUUGUGUCUGGCUGUUUUUUACCUUCUUCCUGAUUUUUGAGGGUUUUUCCUUUUAUGGAGACACCAAACCGCGAUGCUUUAGAUUCCGCCUCACAAGGCAGCAAUGGAGUCGGAACCUCCAGAAUAUUCCGUUCCCGUGCUAUCCGGUUCCUACGGUCCCCCAUUUCAUCCCUGCUAGAAUAUUCCGGCGUCCUUCGUGACCGGCCGGAUUACCCCUUCUCGGAAGCUUACCCUCUCAUCCCUGAGAGUACUGGUGCCAAUUUCAACCAAAACCCUAGACGUUCGGAGCCACUCAAUCGUAACGAUGCUGUUGAUGGGGGUGGCACUAGCAACUCUGGCGGUAGCAAUAACUGUGCGGAGGUUUCGAUUCGGAUAAUCGGGGAGCAGGAGAGUGUUGGGGGUGCAAAUAAUAGCGAUAGUGGUGUAAAUGGGGUGGGACUGGGUGCGGGGGAGUCUACGGUAGGGGCUGGUGAUGUUAAUCGGAAUGGGAAUGGGAAUGGUAAUAGUAAUGAUGAUAAUAACAAUAGGGAAGCAUCGUCGAGCGAGAGAUAUGAUAUACAGCAGGCUGCGAGGUGGAUUGAGCAGAUUCUUCCGUUUUCGUUGCUGUUGUUGGUUGUUUUUAUCCGGCAGCAUUUGCAAGGAUUUGUUGUUACCAUUUAUUCCACCGCCAUCUUGUUCAAGUCCAAUGACAUUCUUCGGAACCAAACUGCUCUAAAGGGAGAAAGGAAGAUUACUAUCCUAGUUGGUUCUUCAGUCUUUUUCAUGAUUCAUAUAUUUGGAACCUACUGGUGGCACCGUAGGGAUGAUCUUUUUUAUCCAUUAAUCAUGAUUCCUCCAAAGUCCAUCCCACCUUUCUGGCAUGCAAUAUUCAUCAUUCUUAUAAAUGAUACAAUGGCACGGCAGACAGCCAUGGUUUUCAAGUUGGUUCUGUUGAUGUACUAUAAGAAUGGUCGAGGACAAAGUUUCCGCAGACAGGGCCAAAUGUUGACUCUGGUUGAGUAUACACUGCUUCUUUAUCGUGCGUUGUUACCAGCCCCUGUAUGGUAUAGAUUCUUCAUGAACAAAGACUACGGGAGUCUCUUUUCAUCACUCAUAACGGGAUUGUAUUUGACUUUCAAGCUAACAUCAAUUGUUGAAAAAGUACAAUCCUUCGUUACUGCCUUAAAGGCAUUAUCCAAAAAGGAAGUCCAUUACGGAUCUCAUGCAACAUCAGAACAGGUAAGUGCAGCUGGAGAUAUGUGUGCUAUAUGCCAGGAGAAGAUGCAUGUACCCAUUUUCUUGCGGUGCAAGCAUAUAUUUUGUGAAGACUGCGUUUCAGAAUGGUUCGAAAGAGAGAGAACAUGCCCGUUAUGCAGGGCUCUGGUCAGACCUGCUGAUCUUCAAUCGUAUGGUGACGGAUCAACUAAUCUUUUCUUCCAGUUGUUUUAAAACUUUUCAUCAACACACAAACUUAACACCUUUCUCCUUAUACAAUCUCUAAAAUAGGUUUCUUGGAGAAAAUAUUAGUUUGAUGAGGCGUAUAUGUUAUCGAUUCCAUCUUCGUAUAUAUAACUACUAUAUACAUAUAUAUAGAAUAUUGGUACUCCUGAGUUGAGUGAGUUCUGCCC